CCAGAAUGUCCAACGCAGGAGUGACCGAGGGAAAUCAACCACAAGGCCACCGUUGUUUGACGGAACCAACUACUCUUAUUGGAAGGAGAGGAUGAGGAUCUUCAUCCAAUCUAAUGACUACAAACUGUGGUUGAUAGUCAAGAACGGGUGUGGAGUCCCGAUGAAGAAAGUCGGUGAAGUCAACGUCCCCAAAACCGAAGAGGAGUUCACCGACGAAGAUUGCAAAACGAUGGAGCUCAACGCAAAUGCAAUAAACAUGGUUUAUUGCGGUGUUAAUGCGGAUGACUGCCGCAAAAUCUCGCGGUGUGAAACCGCAAAACAAAUGUGGGAGAAAUUGGAGGUCACCCACGAAGGAACCGCGCAGGUUCGGGAGGCCAAAAUCGACCAUCUUACUCACGAGUACGAACUCUUCUCAAUGAAGGAAAACGAGAAGAUUGAGGAAAUGUUUGAGAGGUUCUCUAACAUCAUUAAUCCUCUCAAUCUUCUCGGGAAGACCUACACUGACCGAAAGCUUGUGAGAAAGGUGGUUGAAGAGAGGAGCAAGAGGUCUAUCGCUCUACCCGCAACAACAUUAACCCACAACAACGUUGAUGAUGAAGAUGAUGAUAGUGACGACACCGACCUCGGACUCUUUGUCCGAAAAUUCAAGAAGAUGAUGCUCAAGAAGGGAGCCAAGAAGAACACUCCACCCAAGUGCUAUGGGUGUGGUGAAAUUGGGUACAUCAAACCAAUGUGUCCGAAGCUCAAGAACGAGAAGGACAAGAGGGCACCGAAGAGGCAACGGGCCUACAUUUCUUGGGAGAACGACGGCUCCAGGAGUGAAGACUCGGAAACGGAGGAAGUGGCCAACUUGUGUCUCAUGGCCAUUGAGGAUGGUGAAACAUAAAAAGAGAAGAUUUAGUAGGGAUGUUCAAAAAGGCUUCCAAAGAAAAUAAUGAAGUAAAGCAAAAAAUCCUGA
Cuscuta campestris is the source of this 958-nucleotide messenger RNA. The record is from the annotation of a GenBank genome assembly. NCBI's taxonomy places the organism in Eukaryota, Viridiplantae, Streptophyta, Magnoliopsida, Solanales, Convolvulaceae.